AUGUCAACUGCCUCCAAACAUCUCGUCAUUUUCACACCACGUGCUCUCACCGUCGAUAACGGUGCUCCUCCCCCUUCAAACGAUCUUUCUGAGGCUUUUUCCCAAUGGCUUGCUGGGAGAGCCCAAUCUGAAUUGCAGCUUUUCAGCGUUGCAACAAAGUCAGUGGGAGGCAGCAACUUGGACUCCACUUUCGAUAACUUCGUUCAAGCCCUAGAACUUGCCGAUUGCGCAAUUAUUGUGUUUCCGGGACAACAUGUCUGUGUUCUUGAUGCCUUUUAUCCACGUCUUCUCGUCCAUCUCACAAUGAGGCCCUGGUGGCUCAAACGGAUGCUCCUCGUAAGCCUGGGAGAGAUCGCUAAAAAUGGAAAGAAGUUCGACCCUAUGCUGCUAUCUCAUCCCCCAGUCAUCUUUUCAACAUCGCCAAAGAUGUGGGAAAACGAGUUAAGACAAUGGAAGGAGGUUGCUGAUUUUAUUCAUCGUAAGACUUGA
Messenger RNA from Hydatigera taeniaeformis, 489 nucleotides. Lineage: Eukaryota; Metazoa; Platyhelminthes; Cestoda; Cyclophyllidea; Taeniidae. The record is from the annotation of a GenBank genome assembly.